AUGACUUCAUCAUCUGAAAAUGAAUCAUCUUCAAUUAUGGAUGUAUCUGAUUUUCAAAUCUUACCUCAAAAUAAAGGUCAACCUUUUAAAAUUCAUGAAAAUAAAAGUGUUGCCAAAUUUGAAAAAAUUUUAAAAAAUGGUGGAGAUUCUUUUAAUAAUGGUGGGAAAACUGAAGAAGAAGUUCAAUUCCUUUCUGGUAUUAAAGAUAUGUUUCAAUCUACUGUUUUGGGUGAUUUAUCAAGAGUUGAAAGUGUAAGUGGUUAUGCUGCCGAUAAAGAGAAUGAAACUAAUAAGUCAAACAAUUCCGUACUAAGCGAUGCUAUUAAUAAGGUGGAUGAAGAUAAAUUAGAAGAAUCAAUUAAGGAACAGAAAAUAUCAGUUGAAGAUGCCAAAACUGAGAAUUUGAAAUUGGAAGAGAUCAAUCAAAAAUCUCAACUAAAUUAG
Molecule: messenger RNA, 444 nt
Organism: Lodderomyces pseudojiufengensis
Lineage: Eukaryota; Fungi; Ascomycota; Pichiomycetes; Serinales; Debaryomycetaceae
Exons: 1
Coding region: 1-444 (147 amino acids)
Source: RefSeq, a predicted model, not a curated record